AUGGCGCCCCUUAUCCUCCACAAUGUCCCCGACGAGGAACUCUACGUCGGCGAUGACGGAAUUAAACGUCCCUACGCCAUGGUUUUCCCACAGCAAGAAGGUCUUCCCGGCGCUAGGAACCGCCGCGGUGUCGCAGAAACAGGCUCCUUUGGCAAAUCGACACGCCGCUCCCGCUCACGAACCGGAACCCCCGCGGGUCGCCGCGAAAACCCGACGGUCGCGGCCGCCGACAAGAUCUUCGGCGACUGGCUCUCUACACAGGCCGUCACCAACAACAACGUUGCUGCUUCGACGACCGCAACAACGACCACAACAGGAGGCGCAGGUGGUAACUCCUCAGCGGCCGCCGUCGUCCCGCAACGCAAGACGUCUGGCCUCUCCCAGGCGCCUCUCCUGGCCUCCGCGGCCGACGACACGCCUGCCGCUGCCGAGCCUCGCGUCACCCGCCACGUGCCGACCGAAAUCAUCCUCCGCGGCUACCGCUCGCCCUCGCAGCAGUACGCCGCCAUCUCCCAUUAUGAGCAGCUUGCCGGCCUCAUCUGCGAGGACUACCCGCGCGAGCCACCCCUCGAGCAGCGCCGCUACAAGUCUGAGCUACGCGACCCGGCCUUCACCCGCCGCCGGGGACUCACGGCCGAGGAGCGUGCAAAGGUCAACCGCGCCGAUGGUGGCGAGCACUGGGUCAAGGUGACGUUCGAGUCAGCCGACGCCGCGGACGCCGCCGUCUAUGCCAGCCCCCAGCGCGUGCUGGGCUACCUCGUCCACGCCGAGCCGUACCACGGACUGCCCCCCGCGCGCGACGAGCCCGUCCCGGAUGUUGACUCCCUCGUUGCCGCCCACGAGGAACACGGCCGCUCACGGUCGGUCCCGGCGGGCAGCUUCGGCACCCACCGGACGCCGCGCGGCCAACAUCGUUCCGCUAGCAAGAACGGCGGCGGCAAUCCCUUCUCCAUUCCCAACACCCGAUCCACGAGCGACCUCUCGCCGCCGACGUCGCUAACCUCAUCCAACACGAUCGAGACCGCCACCAUCUCCAACACGACCAACUCCUCGGCGACCUUGACGGAGUUGCAGCAGCAGCAGCAGCAGCCCCUGAUGCAGGCCGAGGACAGCAUGUUCUGCCGGCGCAUCCCAACGGCGCGGAAGGCUAGGCUCCUCCCCGCCGAGCAGGCGCUGCUGCCGCAGCAGAGCUACACGCAGCGGGUCGUCAACAUGGUCCCCUUCCUUAAGUGGUUCAGCGGCUCCAUGAUCGGCAACGAGGUGCCGCGCACCGACAGCGGCGACUUUGACUGGAACCGCGCCAGCCUGUACUGGAAGAUCAUCUGGUGGCUGGACGCGACCUUUGGGCUGUUCGGGGGCGAGAUCCUGAGCGCCGACAAGGACGACUGA
Messenger RNA from Colletotrichum higginsianum IMI 349063, 1389 nucleotides. RefSeq lists its product as uncharacterized. The transcript is spliced from 2 exons. Lineage: Eukaryota; Fungi; Ascomycota; Sordariomycetes; Glomerellales; Glomerellaceae. The record is from RefSeq and is a predicted model, not a curated record. Bases 1 to 1389 code for a protein of 462 amino acids.